UCUGCUCCUCUCAACCUCUCGCCUUCUCAUCGCCUCGUCUCUCUCUCUCUCUCUCUCUCUCUCUCUCUCUCUGUGUCCUGCAGAAGACGACAUCCUCACAUGCAGCAUGGCUUUUGCUUUAAGAAGAUCAGGAUCAGAGCCUCAGCUUAAAGGAAUCGUCACUAAACUGUGCAGCCGUCAGGGUUUUCACCUGCAGCUCCAAGCGGAUGGAACCAUCGACGGCACUAAAGAGGAGGACAGCAGUUAUGCUGUGUUUAAUCUCAUCCCAGUGGGUCUGCGUGUGGUGGCGAUCCAGAGCGUUCAGACCAAGCUCUACCUGGCCAUGAACAACGAGGGCUACCUGUACACCUCCGAACACUUCACUCCAGAGUGCAAGUUUAAGGAGUCUGUGUUUGAGAAUUAUUACGUGACCUACUCGUCCAUGCUGUACCGGCAGCAGCAGUCGGGUCGAGCCUGGUACCUCGGCCUCAAUAAGGAGGGGCGAGUGAUGAAGGGGAACCGUGUUAAAAAGACCAAACCGGCUGCUCACUUCAUCCCCAAACCUCUCAAAGUUGCCAUGUACAGAGAACCUUCUCUUCAUGAUAUGACUGAAUUCUCGCGAAGCGGAUCUCCGACGAAGAGCCGCAGUGCGUCGGCCAUGCUGAACGGGGGGAAGAUCGCAAGCCAGUCAACAUAACAAGGGGACGUAACAAGGGGCCCUAGCAAGGAGCCAUGACAGCUCUGCACAAAAAACAUACACGUUUACAAGUUUUUGGCUAACAAUCACUGUGAUGACGUCAAAACCGGACGAAUCCAAGCCAUUGGACUUCAUCAUCGUUCUGCAUCAUCUUUAAACCGUAGCCUGAACAAACUGCUGCUUUUCUCAUCCCUUUUUCUUCUAAACUGUGUUUCUGGACAAAAUCCACUUUACCCGCUUAGAAACCUGUGAAAGUAGCUGCUGAUCUCAAACACGGCGCACUGAGACGGCGAGCGUGUCGGGGUGUCUGGCCUUCUGUAGCACAUUGUCACUGUUAAACACACUGAUGGAGUUCCGGCUCCUGUCCGAGAGUCUCGCUCACAAGGAAUUACAGUUUUGUGCAACCAAAGACAUUGUGUGUCUUCAAUCACGUAGGAGAGCGACUGAGUAUCAAACAGGAAUCUGAGAUGUUUUGUCAACGCGCCCUCAUCCACUUCCUCUUACAUACCUGUGUGUAUGUUGUGGGGAUUGCAUCAUAUUGUACCUUAUCAUGAAUACACUCGAGCGCAACAGUGAAAUUCACACAUGCAUACACACACACACACACACAAACUCACACACACACAAACACACACACUCUCUCUCUCUCCUGGUGAAAUUACUGCCUGCUGUGUAAAGGUUUUAGCACAGUAAAGAAACUCAGAAAUGUAAAAUGUUUACACUUUUAACACAGCUCCGUCUACCAUUUUGGGAAGGAAACUGCCUCAUAUUGGAAACAGCAAUGCCUUCUGGGUAAUUUCUGCUCCUGAACUCCACACUGAUGAUGACUCGAUCUCUUCAUCCUCCACUCAUCUGGUCAGUAUUGAAGUGAAGCCCGUGAAGAUGGCGUGUCAGGGGACUACGGUGUGAGGAAGAGGAAGCGUUUCAGCAGGACGUCUUAAUCUCUACUCGGAUUUCAUGUCUUCCUUUACUUCCUGCUUUCAGUUGUUUCCAUGGUGAAUGAAUGUCAGAUGCAUCUUGGGAUCAGUUUAUAAGUUAAAGUGAGUUAUAAAAAAAUUUAUCGCUUUUACAGGGCUAAAUUAAUUCUUUAUUUACGAUUUAUGUAUGUUGCUAUUAAGUUCCGAGAGCUUUCGUGUUGCAUGGGACACACUGUGGGGGAAAGCUGCAUGUUUUAUAGCUGUGUGUGUGUGUGUGUGUGUGUGUGCGCGUGUCAUAUAUUAAACUGAUGGCGGAAUAAUGGAACAUGUCUCUAAUCUGCUGAGUGAGUGGUUUGUGUGAACGUAGCGUACGUUUACAUGUCAGUGAUGUUUACGAUGCUUCAGAGCCGUGUGGUGGAGAGACGACGUGACUUUAACAGCCUUUUAAUGAAACGUGUAUUAAACCUUCAUCACCUGU
Messenger RNA from Hemibagrus wyckioides, 2071 nucleotides. It is a transcript of the gene fgf13b, whose product is annotated as fibroblast growth factor 13b. The record is from RefSeq and is a predicted model, not a curated record. Gene Ontology annotation, cellular component: cytoplasm. NCBI's taxonomy places the organism in Eukaryota, Metazoa, Chordata, Actinopteri, Siluriformes, Bagridae. The transcript is spliced from 5 exons. The coding region runs from base 107 to 676 and encodes 189 amino acids. Gene Ontology annotation, molecular function: fibroblast growth factor receptor binding; growth factor activity. Gene Ontology annotation, biological process: animal organ morphogenesis; cell differentiation; positive regulation of gene expression.